GAAGUCCUCAACCCCAGUCAACAGAGAGACCCAGCGAUUGAGGGUCAGCGCCGAAUCACUAGCGACACCUCCAAAAGACACCAGCCAUGGGCAACGAGAACUCAACUCUCGGGCUCUCCGAAGAGACCAAGGCAGAGCUCAAGAGAGACACGGAGCAGUUGAAGCAAUCCGAAGAAAAUCAGCAACCAGAGAUAGCUCAGGCCGAGGAGCGACAGCGAGCUCAGGUUGAAACCGAGAGAAAUCAAAGAGAAGAAGCCUAUUUUGCUAUACAACUAGCAGAGAAGGCGCGUCUAGAGGCAAUCGACAAGGCAUCAAAAGCUAAUUCUCAACAAAAGACGAGGGGCAGGGCGAAGAAGACGCCAACGGGAACAACAGUCAAGCAGAAAUUUGAUGCAGAUCGCCUCGUAGAAGAAGCAGCCGAAGCUGCAACACUAGCUAAUACGGUCUUGCAAAAAGACGCAGUCAGUACGGGCAAGGAUGCUGCCCAAAAUCUGGAAGUAGUUGAGAAGGAGAGACUCGCUGCGGAGAAAGCGGCGGCAGUAAAGAAGAGGACCGAAGAGCAAGCAAAGUUGAAGCAAAGAUUCAACUCUAUGCAGAAGCAAAAGAGCUUGCAGAAUGCGGUAGAACAGCCUUUGGGAAGCCAAGGUAGCGAAGAAGGCGAGAUACGAGAGAUCAUACCAAGGAGUGGCACGCCGCUUGCUUUCCGAGGUGCAGCUAGCAGCGCAAGCACACAGUAUUCACGCGAUGUUUCAGAUAGGUCAAGGCCAUCAUCGCCCUCUUCUGCGUUGCAUGGAUGGAAUGCCCGGAAACAGCCUGAGGCGAAGAGCAGCUCGAAGCAGGGAGGACCGCCUUCUUCGUCAAGCAAUGAUACUGUUCGUCGGCGGGAUUCAAAGGAGCUUGUCAGCGAGCCAGAAACCCAGGUCGCCCGCAAAGUGCCACCAUCCGCAACUCAAUCAUCGACAUCGAUGUCCAUCGACAACACGAAUGCUUCUGCAAAAGCAUCUACUGGUCAAGAUUUAGCUAUCUGGCCAACGAGACCUCCGGUCGCACAGAAGAGAUCUAGCAUAUGCGAAGUCCAAGAUUCGCCCAAUCUGCCACCCAAGCCUCUGGAUCCGCAUAGGAGAUCUAGCACAUCUACUGCGCUCGAUGUAUCAACUCUACCUCCCAAGCCCGCUGCUAGUCACAAGAGAUCUAUACCAUCUGGUGGAUUCGACAUAUCAAAAAUGGCGAAGAUACCCAAAAAGAAUCAUCAAGCAGUAUCAAGCAGCGCUUCCCCACAAUCUCCAGUUCAGGAUGAUGAAGAGGAAAGCGGACACCUUCUCGACGUUGGCGAACCAAGUUGGGGCGGCGACAGGCAGCCUCCAAAAUGGUACGGCAGGCUCAAAGCGAUCACGAAACGUGAUGCGGGCCAUGGCAAUGUUCAGGUUUUACUUGAGAGACUGAAAGAGAAGAUUGGAAAGAUCAAGAAGCUAUCGCGAGACGCAGGGACUGAACGAGAGUUGAACGAGCUAAGGGAGAUGAUCCACAAGGUCUUCUUUAUCGAAGUUACACCCCAGUUGCUUCGCAAUCUGCGUAUGCUGCACAACAACGACGGUCUUCCCCAAAUCUUCGAUCAUCGAUAUGAUGAUAAAGUCCCGUGGCCCUACGACGUGAAAGCCGAUGCAGAAGAGCUAUACAACAAGUGGUGCGCUCGAACAUUCGAGAUCGAUCUGCUGCGAGGCAUCAAAGUUGGGAAACCAAAGACCGCCAAGGAUAAAGGCAGUUCCGAUCGCUUGGAUCCAAAAUUUCCAAAGGUGCCGUCGAAUUACUAUGGCAAUGGACGUCUUCUGAAUGGCCAAUGGUGGCCCACGCAGCUUACUGCGCUGCGUGACGGUGCCCACGGCUCAUCUCAAGGUGGUAUCUAUGGUGAAACGGGCCAAGGCGCAUACUCAGUCAUCAUGUCUGGUGGAGUCGACAAAGCUGGCAACAAAUACCCAGACGUGGAUGAGGGCGAUCAUGUCCAGUACUGCGGCACCGACAACGAUGGGCCUGAAAAGAAGCCAUCAGACGGCACACAACGAUUGAUUGAAAGCUAUCGCUUGAAGACUCCCAUCCGCCUCAUUCGUAGCUCGAAUGCGGACCCGGUGUAUGCACCAGAAGAAGGCUUCCGCUAUGAUGGCCUAUAUGAGAUUACUGGGGUAGAGCAUAUCGACGCUGCAGAUUCAAAGCGACAGCGUCAUAGGUUCACGCUGCAGAGGAAGCCAGGACAAGAUCCCAUACGUAGCUCUGGGCCGGCGAAGAGACCGACGCAGCAGGAGCUGGAUGCCUACAAGAAAGACAAGACAUUACGGGGGUAUGGUGCAAAGGGUUGAUGAAAGUGAGGGCGUACAGACUUUACGUGCUGAAAAAUGCGCUUCGAGAUCGAGUAGCUAGCCAAGUCUUUAGUAUCACAUAGUCUACACUAUAUGAUAAGUUCUGUAACAGAG
Pseudocercospora fijiensis CIRAD86 is the source of this 2465-nucleotide messenger RNA. RefSeq lists its product as uncharacterized. The transcript has a single exon. Gene Ontology annotation, molecular function: ubiquitin protein ligase activity. The coding region runs from base 87 to 2351 and encodes 754 amino acids. Gene Ontology annotation, biological process: negative regulation of gene expression via chromosomal CpG island methylation; protein ubiquitination. Lineage: Eukaryota; Fungi; Ascomycota; Dothideomycetes; Mycosphaerellales; Mycosphaerellaceae. The record is from RefSeq and is a predicted model, not a curated record.